CGUAUUUAUCAGAUUUGGAGGGGUGAAGAGGCUAAUAGAGUUCUCUGGGAUCAACCUAUAUUCUGCUCAUAUGAUGAUGACUCUAAUCAAAAUACUAAGUAUCUUGAUAUUAGCUUUGCUAAUAUAACCAAUUCCGCUGUAGAUAUCCUUCAUAUAGAGUCCCAACCUUUAGAUAAUAUAUCAACAGAG
Molecule: messenger RNA, 189 nt
Organism: Dentiscutata erythropus
Lineage: Eukaryota; Fungi; Glomeromycota; Glomeromycetes; Diversisporales; Gigasporaceae
Source: the annotation of a GenBank genome assembly